This is a messenger RNA of Tarenaya hassleriana, 1281 nucleotides long. RefSeq names its product nuclear speckle RNA-binding protein A-like. Lineage: Eukaryota; Viridiplantae; Streptophyta; Magnoliopsida; Brassicales; Cleomaceae. The transcript has 6 exons. The record is from RefSeq and is a predicted model, not a curated record. The coding region runs from base 233 to 937 and encodes 234 amino acids. Gene Ontology annotation, molecular function: mRNA binding.
UGGGUGAAAGGAUCAAACUUUGAAUUCGGGCAGAAGAAAUUGUCCGACGGGAUUUGAAUUUGCAGCUGGGAGCGAUUUGUAGCGGAAGAACAAGCAAGCAACGAAGUGAUGGGGGUUUUGUCGAAUCGGUGUAGAUAGACCGAACAUCGAAGCUGUUCCUGAAAUCAGGGGUUUUUUGGUACCCUCUUUCUGAAUGUUGUGAUCCCUCGAUAUUUUGUUUCUGUCGUCAUCUAUGGCGGAUGGAUACUGGAAUCAGCAGCGACAGAAGCAGCAUCCUCCGCCUAUUAUUCCUCCCGGUGGGCGUCUGAAACGUCCCCGUUCUGGGUUCGAAACUCCAGGUUCUGCAAUACCUUCAGGCCGUGAAAUCCACAAUUAUUUGCCACGGGAUGAGGAUCAUCUUAGCUUUCAAUCAGUCAAGGAUAGCAAUACUAUUGGGUCAGCUUAUGACCGCUACCUGCAGAGCAUGCAAAUGCCUUCUGUGCCAUCUGGAGAAGCUGGCCCUUUCAAUGGAGUUGGUAUGGGAAUACCAGGAAGAGGUAACACAGUGACUGACCCAUCCAUGGGCGAGCCUACGAUGGGGCAAUUCAAUGGAGUUGUUAGGUCUAGCCACGAUAUACUUCCUCUACCUCCCGAUGCUUCCAACACUCUGUAUGUUGAAGGUCUGCCUUCUAAUUGCUCACGGAGGGAAGUAGCUCAUAUAUUUCGACCUUUUGUGGGAUACAAAGAAGUGAGGCUUGUGACCAAAGAAUCUAAACUUCGGAACGGAGAUCCUGUUGUUCUUUGUUUUGUUGAUUUUAUAAAUCCCGCCUGUGCAGCAACUGCUUUGAGUGCCUUGCGAGGUUACCGGAUGGAUGAAACGGAUCCAGAAUCCAAGUUCUUGCGGCUCCAAUUCUCGAGGAAGCCAGGUCCAAGACCUGGAGCACGCGGUAGGAGCUGAACCCGCAAACCCUCUUGGGACUCCACCAGAUGGUAAGGAAAAAAAACCGGCUUCCUUCAAGGAUCUCGAGAUAUGCUUCCUCAUUCGAUGGAGUUCCCCGGAAAAGAGCAAGGGAGAAUGCUCAAGAGAAUCCACAAUGUGAGUGAGGUGAUAAAAUCUAACUCUUCUGUCCUGGAAAUGGUGUAAUCUGUAUUUUCCAAAUUUCAUGAGCUUCUUGUGUCAUAGAAAUACCACCGAGACGAAAAUUUCAAAAUCUUUCCCUUUUGUUUUUUUGAAGGAAAUAUACUCAAUCGACAUACUCCCUCCCUUGUCAUUUUGGUGGUGGGGAAUGGAAUUUGUCUAUA